Messenger RNA from Pseudophryne corroboree (corroboree frog), 1855 nucleotides. RefSeq names its product meiotic double-stranded break formation protein 4 (gene MEI4). Gene Ontology annotation, biological process: DNA recombination; spermatogenesis; homologous chromosome pairing at meiosis. NCBI's taxonomy places the organism in Eukaryota, Metazoa, Chordata, Amphibia, Anura, Myobatrachidae. Bases 473 to 1645 code for a protein of 390 amino acids. The transcript has 5 exons. Gene Ontology annotation, cellular component: lateral element. The record is from RefSeq and is a predicted model, not a curated record.
GGUGUUUUGAGAACCGCUUUAGGGAGCAACCACUGCCUUAAGGACAGUUGCAUAUGAGGCAGGGACUACUGCAAGCUGCCCGCGCCCCCAGCACAGCCCAGAGAGCAGCGGCGUGAAUGCCGGGCGGUACAGAGAGGAGGCGGCCGCUGCCCUGGCAGUAAAGAUAUCCCCGGCCCCCGCUUAUCUCAGAAAGGAGACCUGCGCCGGGCCCAGAAGUCUGUUGGCGCCGGGGGUCCGUCCUCAGCAGGAAAAGGAGAGACGGAAGCGGCGGCCUGAAGUGAAGGUUUCUGGGAGCUACCCCUCAGGCGACCCCCGGUGUAUUCGGAAUUAGGCUUCUUCUGCACCGGAGCGCAGCCUGCAGGGAAAAGGCCGCAGGUCCUAGCAGGAGGUGAUAGGACUGUCAGCUGUCUUACAGUCUGGACUCAAAAGGGUCUCAGGUCCUUGUUAUUACGCAAGGAUUCAGGAAAUUAGGAUGGAUAUACAAAAAUGGUUAAACAUGACAUCAAAAGUGGCUUUGGCAAUAGCAAUAAUUCGAAAUAAACCAGAAGGAAAAAGCAGCAGACUGUACACUGAGGAACUGGCCAAACAUAUUUCUAAUCGAGAUGUUAAUUGGAAGGCAAAGGCAAUGGAACUGGAAGCUGAAGUUCUAUAUUUGCGACAACAAUGUUUUUUACACAAGAUUCAUAAAAUAUCAGGAUUGGAAAAUGAAAGGAUUGACAUGAUACAAGAGCCACAUGUACCUUCAGGUGAUUUGGAAAUGGUGAGCCAGUUAGAAGAUUCGGGUUGUGAUAUUUGUAACGAAGAAGGAUUGGAUAGGUUUUCAGAAUCUCAGCGUUCUAACAACUCCAACCAGUCAAGUACAACUCUGUCAUAUUUUGCAUCUCCUUCAAAUCAUCUUCCAAUUAUAAAAAAAAAAUCAUUUGGUGAAGAACAGCUGUCUUGCCAGAUACAAUUUCUUAGUCAUCUUCUUGGACUUGGGAAACUGACAUCAGCAGGAAGCCAUCUAACAGAUUUGACAAAGUUUGGGAAUGAUUGCAGUGUAGUGGCAGAGUCAGUUUCUGCACUGUUGAAUGGCUUACUUACCUUGUAUAAAAAUCCUAAACCAUCUGUCUCAAGGUUUCAGUCAGAAGCCAUUAGAACUGUGACAAACCUCCUCACUAAUUCACAGUUAUCUAAAUAUAUUCUCCACGAGUGCAUGAAGAGUUUAAAAGAUUUUAUAAUCCAUCUAAUCCAGAGCAUUUUAACUAACAGCAGCAUAAACAGGUUUCAGAUGCAGCAGUGCAAGGUAGACUGUCUAAACCAACUGGGGAAAUGCCAUUUGAUGCAAGCACCAUUAAUUAAUCUAAUUUUUACUGAGGUCAAGCAUUUUGUAGAUGAACUCCUCUGUCAACAGAACCAGACAAUAUAUGAUAUAUCCAAAUAUGAGAACAUCUCUAUGUUGUGUUCAUUGUUGGAAACUAUUAUCCAGCGCAGAAAAGAUGAGCAAGACAUAUGGCAUUUUGAAAUAUUUGAUGAUGAAACAAAAAUGUUCAUGCAGAACCUUGACCAUACAAUACUCCUGAUUUCUGAUGGAUUUCCAUUGUUUAGUCUAAUCCUGUGGAGGCUAAGAACAUUAUUUUCUUGCAGAGGAACAGAAGAAAAUUGAGAGUUUUGUAUAUAAAUUAUAAUAAAGUUUCUGGAAUAGCACAUUCAUACAAAUGAGUAACACAUGCAGUUUCCACUGUAACUUGCAUCUUUCCUUUUGAUUACUGUCAGCCUUUACACAAUGCAUAAAAUUAUAAAACUGAAACUUUUUAAACUCUAUCAUAUUAUUCCCAGAUUAUAUCGCACACAUCCCAUCCAUGAUUGUUUUGUG